AGCAAAUUGAAGCAAACAGAGAUGCAAUCCAGGCGAGAGAAUGAUUUCUCAAAACAGUCCAAAAAGAACGCCAACUACUCCAAACCCAGAAAGAUAACGAACAACGUGAAUAUUGGGAGCAUAUGCAAGAGAUGCUGGAGGACUUUAAUAAGGCUAUGGAACAACAAGAAGAGAUGGAUGAAAUUGUUGUUCUAGAAGAGGACGAAGAAUCUGAGACAGAAUCUGAAACUGAAUCUAACAAUGUCUCAAUUCUUGAAUACCCACAAACUCCAUCACCACUGUAUAUCGAAAACAAGAUAACACUUGCAGAAAUGAUUGCACGAGGUACAGUGUUGAUGCUUCCUGAAAUCCCAACUAGUCAAAUCGUACAAGAUGUGAAGCCUACCGAGGGUCCUGUCUCGGAAACGCCUUCACCCGUUGCACCAGAAACGUUGGAGGAACCUGUCCUCCUAACAUGUGUUGAAGACACUUCUCCAGAGGAACCUGUUCUGGGGAAAUUAGAGCCCAUCACCAACCCUUUUGAUCAUGUAGACUCAGGGGAAGGACAUGUUGUAAUCAUUGAGCCACCAACAGAAAGUCAGCCCAUUGAAGACUUGGAAAGUCAGAUCCUGGCACUGAAAGCCAAUGAUGUGGAUACACUGAGGAGACGCCCACCACCACCCAUUCAAGUCGAGUCUCCUCCUUUUUUCCUGUUGCCACCAAGCCGCAGGAAUGAGUCAAAGAUCCUGGACUUUGACUACAAAAGAACAGAACAAAGGUGGCAUCAAAAGAGAGUCAAAAAGGUCAAACUUUAUGACUCUCGGAUCG
This is a messenger RNA of Cuscuta campestris, 807 nucleotides long. The record is from the annotation of a GenBank genome assembly. NCBI's taxonomy places the organism in Eukaryota, Viridiplantae, Streptophyta, Magnoliopsida, Solanales, Convolvulaceae.